Adineta ricciae is the source of this 609-nucleotide messenger RNA. NCBI's taxonomy places the organism in Eukaryota, Metazoa, Rotifera, Eurotatoria, Adinetida, Adinetidae. The record is from the annotation of a GenBank genome assembly.
AUGGCAUGCAUACGAAUCCUAUGUUUUUUUGUUAUAAGUAAUAUACAUCAUGUGCAAGUUGUCACAGGGAAAUUGGGUGUGACAGCUGUCAAACAAUCUCACAGUCCCGAAUUUGGGAUCGAUUAUAUUGGAUGCCGUGACUGGACGAAUCCAACUGGUAUGAACUGCAAUCCUUAUCAAGGUGAUACAGAUUGCAAUGCGAAGCUACCGAUGCUCUGUGUUAGAGUAGAUCAAAGCCCUCGCCCUCCAUAUCUGAUUUAUGGUGAGGGGGCUGCUAUGCCAGCAGCCAAUUAUGCUGGAUGGAACGGAGGUCAUGUGUCUACUACUUUGCCGACUGAAGCAUCUCGCUUUAGGAAUCGAGCAGAAGCAAACCGAUUUUGUGCUGAAACACUAGGUGAACAUUGGGAAAUUGCUGGAAUAUGGGGAAGUCAGCCGCACUGGAUUUCUGGUAUGAAUGGAACCAAAUAUGCGGGUAGCGAAUGGACAGCGAACAAGGAUAGACUUCUAAAUGGAGGAUGGAGUUUUUAUACAUAUGGUAAUGUCCGGAAUGAUACUCGAUUUUGGAUUCAGGGUCCAGCUGAUCAGUCAUCAACAUGUUGGGGACAUUAG